AUGAUGCUGAAGAAGCUCCUCCUCUUUUUUGGCCUCUUACAGGCCGUAAUCGGCCAGGAGCGCCGUGUCUACAUUGAUACCGUCAGCUGUUCCAACCAAAGAACCUUUGAUGCAAUCAAGGAGGCCUACCAGUCUGCCAUCAUCAGGGCAGGGCUGGCCAUCGAUGCAUUGCGACCAUGGGCACAGGAGGGUGCCUCUAUCGAUACUUUCGACGGCCGCAUCAGGAACGUUUUCGACCUGCUGUUCGGGGCGGGGGGCACGCGAACAAAAGUGAGCUAUGUUUUUGGUCACCUCGACAGACUUCUUGAGGUCCAGUAUAUGAACGACUUGAUGACAGGUGGCCAAUGGUCCACAGCAAGGACCAUGCAUGACAUAGAAAUCCACUGCAACGCCGACUACAUUCAGCCCCAUCCACAUCCCAAAGAACCGAAUAUCCACCACGAAGACACGAUUCAGAAAAAGCCUGUACAUGAUGAUGACGCGAUCCUAGGUCUCAAGAAUCCAUUCAAGUCCGCGUUCGCAGUAACGUCGCCAGUUUCGCCGCCUAGUGGGAAGGGAUGGGAUCAAGACGCCCCCGAGAUCGUCGCGUACAGCCCGUGGAAGCUGUACUUUGCGGCCAACUGGGACGGCUUUCCUGGCAACGACGUUGUCUUCGGUGGCAUCAAGAUUAACCAGGCCGCCGUCGAGGCCGCCGCGAAUCCCAGGAUGCACCGCUGGUUUUUGACCAACGCGCCAGAAUGGUUGGCAAAAUAUGCGUGGGCCCCGAUUGAUUUGCUGGAUAGACUCGAGUCAACCAUGCUUCAUGAGCUCACGCACACUACUGCCGGCAGGCUCACACAAGACGUCGAGCUGCCCAACUCUUACGGCUGGAAGAACUGCGUGAGACUAAAGAAGCAUUCGAAUGCUGAUAGUAUAGCCUUGUUCGCCUUGGCUGUCGAGUUGAUUAACUUCUACCACUACGACGUGAACGAAGCGGGUGAGCUUACCAAGAUCGAAUGA
This is a messenger RNA of Fusarium falciforme, 999 nucleotides long. RefSeq lists its product as hypothetical. Gene Ontology annotation, molecular function: metallopeptidase activity. Bases 1 to 999 code for a protein of 332 amino acids. The record is from RefSeq and is a predicted model, not a curated record. NCBI's taxonomy places the organism in Eukaryota, Fungi, Ascomycota, Sordariomycetes, Hypocreales, Nectriaceae. The transcript is spliced from 6 exons.